Gongylonema pulchrum is the source of this 255-nucleotide messenger RNA. The record is from the annotation of a GenBank genome assembly. NCBI's taxonomy places the organism in Eukaryota, Metazoa, Nematoda, Chromadorea, Rhabditida, Gongylonematidae.
AUGAAAGCAGCUGCCUUACUGCUCAGCAUUCUACUUCUUGCCUUCUCGACAGUCAUCGCCAAGAAGGUAUUCAAGAUGUUGCUGCUCGGUGUUUGCACAAGCCACCCGGGGAUGGACUGUGCCGCUGCUGCUGCUGCUGCUCUUGCUGAGCUCCAGCUGCAGCAAGGAGAUGAGGUUGCACUGCUUGCUGCAUUACCCCAGCUUAACGUAGCUACAGUGCUGGAUAUCCGGGUGAUCACAAAUGAAGAAAACUGA